AUGCCAAAAAAGCCUGCUAGGGCUAUAGCGGGAGGAGAAGGAUUGAACAUAAACCCUACCCUUCUGGCACUGAAGCCUCGCCCAGUCUCGUUGCUCUUCACCAGCAGCUCAAUGUCAGCCAAGACUCCAUUGGUGCUCAAUCCUGACCAGAGGGCUAUUCUUCUCCAUUCCCUUGCGCUCUUUCUUCAACGCUCCGGCUACUCCAAAACCCUUAAGAAGCUACGUACUGAAGCCAAACUCCAGGACCAGAAUGAUAUUUCAGAGGGUUCUGCAUUUGACAUAGAGGAGAUAUUUUGCAAAUUCUUAGAGACCAGUGGUCAGGGAUGCAAGAAACCUGAGAGCCUCUCCAGCAAGGAGGAAGAUUUAUGGACUGGUCAUAGUUCUGAUAAAGCUGGAACAUUUGUAUUUUCUGCUUCGGCUGACACUGUUAAUGUCAGAAAGAAAAAGAAGUCUGCUAAGAACGAGACAGAUACCGCAGAAAGGGCAUCAGGAGCUAGUGCUGAAUUUUAUGAUUCUGAAACUGUGGACAAACCAAAGAAAAGUACAAAUGACUUAGAAGGUAGCACAAAAGCUAAGCAGAAAAGCUCCAAAAAACUGUCUUCGCAACCUGUUUCUGCCAAAAGCGAGUCUGUAUCCGGGGGGGAGCAAGACCCAAAUUCUAUAUUGGAUUCUGCCACCGAUAGUUUGGAGAAAAGGGCUAAAUCCAAAGAGAAGAGACAAAAGAAGGAUUCUCUUGCUUCUCAAAAGUUGAGCAGUGCAAAUACUGAGAAAAUUGCUUUGAUGGUCAAUGAAAUACAGGGUAACGAGUCUAAGAAAAGGAAAAGGUUAGCCUCUGAGGAAGAUUCUGCUCCUCCAGAUGAUGGUAACCAGGUGGAAGAAAGAAAACGUCAGAGGACAGAAGCUGCUGCACAUGAUCUGCAGGCACAUGUAAACACAGACGAGAAGGAACACAAAGUUACGACCCAGAAAUCCACAAAAAAACUGCAAAAUGGCUCAUCAGAGCCGACAACAGCACAGCGUUUUCAGAGAGUGAAAGCUGAGGAGGUGGUGUUCUCUGAUGAAAGGCUUAAAGAUAAUUCAUACUGGGCGAAGGAUGGUGCUGAGACUGGGUAUGGCGCUAAAGCACAAGAAGUUCUUGGACAAGUGAAAGGGAGGGGUUUUAGGCAUGAAAAGACGAAGAAAAAACGAGGCAGCUAUAGAGGAGGGCAAAUUGACAUACACUCCCAUUCAAUCAAGUUCAAUUACUCGGAUGAGGAUUGA
Messenger RNA from Linum trigynum, 1260 nucleotides. The record is from the annotation of a GenBank genome assembly. NCBI's taxonomy places the organism in Eukaryota, Viridiplantae, Streptophyta, Magnoliopsida, Malpighiales, Linaceae.